AUGCGUUGCGCCCCCCAUGUGUUUCUGGCAUCUCUCACUCCUGCCUGUCUGCUCCCUCCCCUCUCGGACCUCUCCCCAUGCCUCCCCAUGUCUCCCCCCACAACCCCCACCUUCUCCCAUCACACACCAUCCCUAACCAUCCCCAACCACCCCCAAUCACUCCCAACCAUUCCUGCUCGCCUCCCAUGUGUGCAGGAGCAGCAGUGGGUGUGGCAGCACGCUCCUGUGUUGACCAUGCGCCAUACCAACCAUCCCAUACCAACCCCAACCGCUCCUAACCACUACCAACCAUCUCCAACCACCCCCACCCUCUCCUGCUCGCCUCUCGUGUGUGCAGGAGCAGCUGAGCAGCAGUGGGUGUGGCAGCACGCUCCUGUGUUGGCAGAGCAGCAGGAGACGGAGAGAGAGGUGAACAGCAGGAGGGAGGGCGGGGAGGCAACAGGGGAGACAGAAAGAGGUGCAGCAGUGGAAGCAGCAGCGGCGGCAGAGGCAACAGCAAGGAGAGGAGGAGGCAGAAGAGGGGAGGAGGGGAAGGUGGGGGACAGUGGGGAGGAGGAGGCAGGGGAGAUAGAGAGGGCUCUUGGCAUUAUGCAUGGCGUUCCAUUCACUGAGAAGAGAAGUACUUUCCAGGCCCACCUGGCGCCUGUCCACUCGCCUGCUGACGUGGCAGCAGUCAUGGACGUCCUUCUGGCCAAUCGCAAGAUAGCAGGCGCCACGCACAACAUCAUGGCCUAUCGUAUCGUGACAGCUGGCGCAAACGGCAGCACUCAUGUCUUUCAAGACAAUGACGACGACGGGGAGGCAGCAGCAGGCGGCAGGUUGAUGCAUCUGCUGCAGAUUGUGGGGGCGGCCAAUGUGUUGAAUGAAAGCCACCUGGUGGGGGAGACAGCAGCAGGGGGCAGUUUGAUGCAUCUGCUGCAGAUUUUGGGGGUGGCUAAUGUGGUGAGUGGAAGUGUGGUGGGGAGUGGUGGUGAGCGGUGGUGA
Closterium sp. Naga37s-1 is the source of this 984-nucleotide messenger RNA. The record is from the annotation of a GenBank genome assembly. Lineage: Eukaryota; Viridiplantae; Streptophyta; Zygnematophyceae; Desmidiales; Closteriaceae.